UAGAGUUUCAAUUGAAACUGAAAAUUACUUUUUCCCAUAUAUAGAAAAAGACAAAAAAAUUUAAAUACUGUACGUCUGUAACGACCACUAAUUUAGUUGGAAUCUCUGUCUUCCAACUCCGACACAAGGUGUCUCCGCCGUGUAAUCGCCGGAGCUCUGCCGCAAUACAACUACUUUCCUCCCAUGGACAACGCAAGUUCAUCAUCUUCCGUCGACCCAAAUAGCGGAUUCUCUUCAAAAACCAAAACUUUCCAUAGUAUCCGACCACCACUCCUACUUCCUCCAAUGUCUUCUCCUGUUUCCGCUGCUUCUUAUGCACUAUCUUUCCAACACAACACUGAAGCCACCGCCUUUAUCGACUCAUCCACCGGUCGCCGUAUCUACUUCUCCGAUUUCCGGCAACGUGUUGUUUCAUUAGCUUCUUCCAUUCAGAAUACACUUCGUCUUUCCAAAAACGACGUCGCUUUUGUUCUUUCUCCAAACUCAACUCAUAUUCCGAUUCUGUACUUUUCUCUUCUCUCCCUCGGUGUUGUAAUCUCUCCUGCUAAUCCCCUCAGCACAGAAUCUGAGCUUUUGCGACAGAUUAAGUUAACGAAACCUGUAAUCGCGUUUGCUACAUCGAGAAACUUCCAGAAGCUUCCGAAAUUGAAACACCCAGCUGUUCUUAUCGAUACGCCGGAGUUCGAAUUGAUGAUGAUGAACACUGGAUUGAAGCUCAAAACAGUAGAAGUGAAUCAAUCGGAUUUAGCGGCGAUUAUGUAUUCGUCGGGGACUACAGGGGAGGUAAAGGGGGUGAAGCUGACUCAUCGGAAUUUUAUAGCAAGUAUUGCGAAUUACCAUGCUCAGAGACCGGAGAGGGAUUCGCCGGCGGUGAUGUUGUAUACGGUGCCGUUGUUUCAUGUGUUUGGUUUUCAUUACAUGUUGAAAUCGGUAGCUAUAACUGAUACUGUUGUGGUGAUGGAGAGAUUUGAUUUGAAGAAAAUGUUGAAGACGGUAGUGGAUUUCAGGGUGACACAAUUAGUGGUGGCUCCGCCGGUUGUGGUGGCGAUGGCUAAAGGAAGUGUUACUCAUGGCUAUGAAUUGAGUUCAUUAGAAGCAGUUGGCAGCGGCGGAGCUUCGCUUGGGAAAGAUGUUAUGCAAGCAUUUGCACACAAGUUUCCAAACAUCAUAUUAUUUCAAGGAUAUGGACUAACUGAAACAACCGGAGCAGCAUUUCGGUCUGCAACAACUGAAGAAAUGCUUCAUCAGGGUUCUGUAGGAAGGUUAAUGGCAAAUUCCGAAGCAAAAAUUGUAGAUCCGGACACUGGAAUUGCUCUGUGUCCUGGUGAGCAAGGAGAGCUCUGGAUUAAAGGUCCAAUCAUUAUGCAAGGUUACAUCGGUGAUCCGAAGAACACUUCUGAAACUCUGAUGCCAUGUGGGUGGUUGAGGACUGGUGAUCUUUGUUAUAUUGAUCAUCAUGGAUACCUUUUUGUCGUAGACAGGCUGAAGGAGCUGAUCAAAUAUAAGGGAUACCAGGUUGCUCCUGCUGAACUAGAACAACUUCUUCAAUCUCACCCUGAAAUAGUAGAUGCUGCUGUCAUACCAUAUCCUGAUGAAGAAGCUGGUCAACUGCCCAUGGCGUUUGUUGUGAGACGUCCCCAAAGCACUCUUGACAAAGAACAAGUGAUUGAUUUUAUUUCAAAACAGGUUGCUCCAUAUAAGAAGAUAAGGCGGGUGGCAUUUGUUAGCUCCAUACCAAAAAGUCCAUCAGGGAAGAUAUUGAGAAGAGAAUUAAAAAGGAUUCAUUUACCAGGAUCGAAGUUGUAAUCAAGUGUUCUUUCAUGUAUAUUAUUUCAAUGCUGGAUUCUUCAAUUCAAAGAUAGAAUUGGUUCAUAUGAUUUAAGGACACACAGAUUAUUUAGUUAUUAAUUUACUGGUUUUGGUUUUUCUGUUA
Solanum lycopersicum (tomato) is the source of this 1933-nucleotide messenger RNA. Its product is annotated as 4-coumarate--CoA ligase-like 9. NCBI's taxonomy places the organism in Eukaryota, Viridiplantae, Streptophyta, Magnoliopsida, Solanales, Solanaceae. Gene Ontology annotation, molecular function: CoA-ligase activity. The record is from RefSeq and is a predicted model, not a curated record.